Molecule: messenger RNA, 2248 nt
Organism: Ananas comosus (pineapple)
Lineage: Eukaryota; Viridiplantae; Streptophyta; Magnoliopsida; Poales; Bromeliaceae
Product: replication factor C subunit 3-like
Exons: 12
Coding region: 77-1939 (620 amino acids)
Biological process (GO): DNA-templated DNA replication; DNA repair
Cellular component (GO): nucleus; DNA replication factor C complex
Molecular function (GO): DNA clamp loader activity; DNA binding
Source: RefSeq, a predicted model, not a curated record
CCCCUCCCCGCCCACAUAAGUCCGAAUCCCUCUGCUUCUCCGCUCCAUUCCCCGCAUCUCCCCUUUUCCCCCUCCCAUGGCGAAACCCUUCGUCGACGCCCCCACCCGCCGCUCCUCCGACGACCCCUCCAUCUGCUCCUCCUCCUCCUCCUCCGCCUCCGCCGCCGCGGCGCUGCGCCGGAGGACGCGGCCUCCUCCGCCGCCGCCGGGGACGCUCUCCGCCUCGCUCGCCGAGGAGCGCCUCCACGAACGCUCCGUGCUCUCCGACUCCGCCCGCUGCCCCCGCCACCCCCUCCUCAACCCCUGUCGCCGGGGCCUCGGCGGCGCCGCCUCCGCCCUCUCCUUCUCCUCCGCCCUCCUCCUCAAGAUCCACGACUGGGGCGCCUCCUGCUUCCUCAAGCGCGCCGGCGCUGGCGCCACCGCCACCGCCGCCGUCCCCCCUGCAGGGGAAGUGGCGGCGCCGCCCCUCGCCGCCGCGCCGAGGGAUUCGACGGAGAAGAAGGGAUCGAGGUUGCAGGAGCCGAGCCCUCCUCGUCAGACCGUGGUCCGAUCCGAAGUGAGGCCAUUGAGGGAGAUCGAACCGGCGCCGGUCGGUAAAGCUGACGAUGCAAUCGCCACCGCAGAAAGGAAGAGCCAAAGGAAUGCGAGAAUGACAAUGGCCGUGAUCUCACCGUCGGUGUUGCCUUUGGACGAAGGGGUCCGCGCCGCCGCUGGGAACAGCCGGAAACCGAAGCUGCGGAGAGUGUCGGCAGGCUCGUCAUCCUCGGCUUCGAGAGGGUCCGAAUUUGUUUGGGCGAACAAGUACCAGCCCAAGAGUUUGAAGGAGUUCAUCUGCAAUCGGGACCACGCUGAGGUGCUAUAUCAGAUGGCAAUAAAGCAGCAGUGCAGUCAUUUUAUAUUUGAAGGCCCACCUGGGGUUGGUAAGAGUACUAUGGCUCUGGCAUUCCUAAGGGAUGUUUUUGGUCCUGAUAAGCUGAAGACAAGAAAUGGGCUGAAGAGACUUGAGCUGAAGGGCGAACUCGUUGCUAGCAUUGACGUUAGCAUGAGGAUAUCAGACCAUCACGUCGAGGUUAAUCUAUCUGAGUUGCAAGGGUAUGAGAAGUAUGUUAUAAAUGCUUUGAUGAAUGAGACUCUCGCACUAUCAGCCAAAGUUGGGAGCUGUGAUCAUAGUGACUGCAGAGCUGUUGUUCUCCACGAGGCUGACAAGCUCUCAAAUGAUGCUCAACAUUACAUCCGGUGGUUAAUGGAGAAGUACAAAGGUUGUAAUAGAAUUUUCUUUUGCUGCUCUGAUGCCUUAAAGCUUCAAGUAGUGAAACAUCUUUGCACCACUGUAAAACUCCUGCCACCUUCUGUUGAUGAGAUAGUAGAAGUUUUGGAGUUCAUUGCCAAGGAAGAGUCCAUAGAUUUGCCGCACCAUCUUGCCAGGAAGAUAGCAGAUAACUCGACGCAUAACCUUCGACAGGCAAUUCGUUCAUUUGAAGCCUCAUGGAAGUCAAAUAAUUCAUUUACAGAAAAUCAAGAGAUCUUAACUGGAUGGGAAGGAGAUAUUGCCAAUAUAGCUAAAAACAUUGUCGAAGAGCAAAGCCCAAGGCAAUUAUAUGUCAUCCGUGGAAAGCUCAAGAAACUUAUCGAGCACAAUGUGUCCCCUGAUUUUAUUUUCAGUAUGCUUAUUGUAGAACUGAAGAAGAACAUGGAUGAGGAGUUCAGGGAUAAGAUAGAUGACUUAUAUCAGAGAUAUAGCAAUUUGAACAAUUCACUUACCCUUGAGGAUGGGCCCAUGGCUUUCGGAGACAUCAAGCAAGAAGGCUCUGGCAAAAAAUAUCAUGACCCAAAGAGGGAUGUUCAAUAUUUCAUGAGAAUCGAAGAAUUUACCGCAAAGUUCAUGAGCUUCUACAAGUCGAUAGCCCCGAAGAGCAUACCUGGAGAGGUGAACUGUUAAAAUGUGAAAGUAUAUCACAUUUUAGGAUACCUAUAGUAUAACCACAUGAAACAAGAAGUGGUUUUGAAUAAAACAAGUAUAAAGCUAGUUCAUACAAUAUUUGAACUUUGCAAUUCACUUGUGUGCUUCAGGGGGUUUUAUAUAGUGAUGUACUCUUAACGAAUAGCAAUCUGUGCUAUUAUGUGUGUGUGUGUGUGUGUGUGUGUAUAUAUAUAUACAUAUAUAUAUAUAUAUAUAUAUAUAUAUAAAUGUAUGUUACUAUUGAUCUACCAAUCAAGUGAAAUGAUGCUAUUAAAUUAAGCUCGAUAA